Molecule: messenger RNA, 221 nt
Organism: Racocetra persica
Lineage: Eukaryota; Fungi; Glomeromycota; Glomeromycetes; Diversisporales; Gigasporaceae
Source: the annotation of a GenBank genome assembly
GGAAAACAAAAAGAGAAAACAAAAAGAAAGAAAAGAAUAAGGGAAAACAAAAAAAAGAAGAGAAAGCAAAAAGGGAAAAUGAAAAAAAGAGAAGAGAAAAUGAAAAAAAGGGAAGGAAAAAUGAACAAAAAGGAGAAAAGAUGAAAAAAAGAGGAGAAAAAGAAAGAAAGAAAAUAAGAAACGAAAAGAGAAGAGAAAGACAAAAGGAAAAAGAAAAGUAG